CACACAUGAUGUUUCAAAUGCUCAGUGCACGCUAUUUACUUCUCUAAUCCGUAGCUGUAACAUUGGAACGACACUUUGGAAUGUUUUCAGUCACCCGCGUAUUCCCAUACUAUUGUAUAUGCAAAGAUAGUGGACUAAGUUUUCAGUCAAAUGUCAAACAUCUACAACGAACUAUAUCUGAUGUUUCAAAGUUUUCUGCCUUUGACUUUGAGAGCAAUGGUAAAAUUUUCCUUAUAACAAAAUUGAAAAGUCAUUUUCUCCCAACGAUUUCUUUUUUUUUUUAUUUUUUUUACCCACAUACUCUUCACCUUUCUAUUUCUAGAAAACGUAUUAGAAUUCAAAUGGGGUUUGGAAGCGAAACCAUUGGUAGUAUUUUCGGUUCCACCAUGUUCUUCCUAAUCUUCUUCAGCUUGCUUCUGUCACAGCAUAAUUGUGCUGAAGUUUAUAAAAUAACUCCGUCGCAGCCAUUUUCACAGACACAAACCCUUGUCUCCCCCAGCCGCAUUUUCGAAUUGGGGUUCUUCACUCCGAAUGGUUCGGUUAACAAGUACGUGGGGAUAUGGCACACGAACAUAUCUCUGCGUAAAGUUGUAUGGGUUGCCAACAGAGAAAAUCCGAUUGCAGCUUCAGAUACCUUGGCUAAUUUGACAAUUAGUAGCAAUGGGAAUCUGGAGCUUGUAGAUGGGAAGCAAAAUUCUCUUUGGGCAACAAAUAUUUCGGUGCCAUCUAAUGGUUCAGCUGCAGAGCUUUUGGACAGCGGAAACUUUGUCGUAAAAGAUGAUGAUGUAGGAGCUGAUCCAUUGUGGCAGAGUUUUGAUUAUCCUAGUGACACACUUCUACCAACUAUGCAGCUGGGAUUCGAUAGUAAAUCCGGAAAGCGCAGUUUCUUGAAAGCCUGGAAAAGUGAGAAUAAUCCAUCAGCUGGCUGGUUCUUGGUUGGACUUUCACGGCAGGUUCCAUCACAACUGUUCGUUUGGAUUAAUGAAUCAAAACCCUACUGGAGAAGUGGGGCAUGGGAUAAAUCCAGGUUCAUCGGGGUGCCGGAUAUGGAUAGUCAAUAUCUAAGUGGAUUCACUCUAAAUGAUGAUGUGAACCAGGGAACAAAAUAUUUUUCUUAUAGGUUUUUUGACAAUACCCUUUCAUACAUUGGCAUCUCUUCAGACGGAGUACUGAGUCUUAAGGUUUCGGACAAUGGCAGCAACUGGUGGCUAAGCUGGGAGGCACUGGUGAAUCCAUGUGAAAUUUAUGGAACAUGUGGAGUUUACGGUGUCUGCAAAGGUUCUGAAUCUCCAAACCCAAAUUGCGAGUGUUUGAAAGGGUUUGUACCGAAAUCAAAUGAGGAAUGGAGCAAUGGAAACUGGACUGGAGGGUGUGUUAGGCACACCGAAUUGUUUUGUGAACAGAGUAACACAAGCAGGUCAUUUGCUUCGGGAGGCAAAGAAGAUGUGUUUUGGAAGAUGGUGGGAUUAAGGCUACCAGAUUUCCAUGAGCUUAUCGAAAAACUGGGGGCUGACGAGUGCAAGAUACGAUGCCUAAAUAAUUGUUCUUGUCAGGCUUAUGCGCAAGUUAAUAAUAUAGGGUGUUUGGUCUGGUCCAGUGACCUUAUUGAUAUACAAGAGUUUUCCUCUGGCGGGAACGAUCUUUAUAUUCGCCUAGCACACGGAGCAUUAGAUGAAGGAAAACCAGUAAAGCUAAUUGCCAGCGUCACUGCUGUUGGUUUUAUCAGUAUCUUGAGUGCCAUAGCAUUUGGCGUGCAGAGACUGCGUUCUAUUAAAACCGGGAACAUGAAAGGAAAAACAAAGUUAAUGCAGUUGAAUCAUACAAGUGAUAAGUCAGGUGACAAUCUUCAAGAAUACAUAAGGAAACAUGAUCCGUCGGAGCUAUUCAUCUAUGACUUUGACAGCAUAUUAACUGCUACAGACAAUUUCAGCACCACGAACAAACUCGGGGAAGGAGGUUUCGGCCCUGUUUACAAGGGUAAGCUAGAAGAAGGGAAGGAAAUAGCAGUAAAAAGACUAUCCAGUAGCUCGGGGCAAGGCAUGGAGGAGUUCAAGAAUGAGAUGCUGUUGAUCUCCAAACUCCAACACAAGAAUCUUGUUAGGAUCAUGGGCUGCUGCGUCAAAGACGAUGAAAAGUUACUGAUUUAUGAAUUCAUGCCGAACAGAAGCUUGGAUACUCUUCUAUUUGAUCCUAAGCGCAGAGAAGAGCUUGAUUGGGCUACACGCUUCAAUAUUAUCCAGGGAGUUGCUAGGGGACUUCUUUAUCUCCACCACGAUUCCCGUUUGAAGGUAAUCCAUAGAGAUUUGAAGGUUAGUAACAUUCUCCUGGAUGAGAAUAUGAACCCAAAAAUUUCAGAUUUUGGAUUGGCACGAAUUGUUGAAGCGACACAGAGUCUAGCAAAUACUCACAAGGUUGUGGGAACACGUGGUUAUAUGUCUCCAGAGUAUGCCAUGGGUGGGAUAUUUUCUGAAAAAUCUGAUGUCUAUAGCUUUGGCGUCUUGCUAUUGGAGAUUAUCGCCAACAAAAAGAAUACUAGCUUCUAUUGCAACGAGGAACAGCACGGAUUCUUAGCUCAUGUUUGGCACUUAUGGAAUGAAGGCAGGGGACUGGACUUGCUAGAUGAAGUAUUGGUGGAUUCAUAUUCGUCCUCAGAAGUAAUGAGAUGCAUGCACAUCGGACUCCUUUGCGUGCAGGACAAGUCUGAAGAUAGGCCUACCAUGCCGGACGUAGUUUUCACACUAGGUAGUGAGACGGAUCUUCCACUACCUAAGCAGCCUAUAUUUUCUUAUUUCCGAGUCUCUAAUCCUCAACCCAAAUAUUACAAUAUUUCAUCUGCAAAUGAAGAUACCAUAACCGUGAUCGAAGGUCGGGGUUAUAUAUCACCUGAAUAUGCAAUAGAAGGUCUGUUUUCAGUAAAGUGGGAUGUUUAUAGCUUUCAGGUAUUGCUGCCAGAGAUUGUAAGCGGCAGAAGGAACACUAGCUUUCGAUCAAAGGAACACUUGAGACCUAUUGCAUUUUCUCCCGCAUAUUCCCAUACUAUUGUAUAUGCAAAGAUAGUGGACUACGUUUUCAGUGAAAUGUCAAACAUCUACAACGAACUAUAUCUGAUUUUUCAAAGUUUUCUGCCUUUGACUUUGAGAGCAAUGAAUUCAAAUGGUGUUUGGAAACGAAACAGUAUUUUCGGUUCCACCAUGUUCUUCCUAAUCUUCUUCAGCUUGCUUCUGUCACAGCAUAAUUGUGCUGAAGUUUAUAAAAUAACUCCGUCGCAACCAUUUUCACAGACACAAACCCUUGUCUCCAGCCGCAUAUUCGAAUUGGGGUUCUUCACUCCGAAUGGUUCGGUUAACAAGUACGUGGGGAUAUGGCACACGAACAUAUCUCCGCGUAAAGUUGUAUGGGUUGCCAACAGAGAAAAUCCUAUUGCAGCUUCAGAUACCUUGGCUAAUUUGACAAUUAUUAGCAAUGGGAAUCUGGAGCUUGUAGAUGGGAAGCAGUAUUCUCUUUGGUCAACAAACAUUUCGGUGCCAUCUAAUGGUUCAGCUGCAGAGCUUUUGGACACCGGAAACUUUGUCGUAAAAGAUGAUGAUGUAGGAGCUGAUCCUUUGUGGCAGAGUUUUGAUUAUCCUAGUGACACACUUCUACCAACUAUGCAGCUGGGAUUCGAUAGUAAAUCCGGAAGGCGUAGUUUCUUGAAAGCCUGGAAAAGUGAGAGUGAUCCAUCAGCUGGCUGGUUCUUGGUUGGACUUUCACGGCAGGUUCCAUCACAACUGUUCGUUUGGAUUAAUGAAUCAAAACCCUACUUGAGAAGUGGGGCAUGGGAUAAAUCCAUGUUCAUCGGGGUACCGGAUAUGGAUAGUCAGUAUCUAAGUGGAUUCACUCUAAAUGAUGAUGUGAACCUGGGAACAAAAUAUUUUUCUUAUAGGUUUUUUGACACUACCCUUUCAUAUAUUGGCAUCUCUUCAGACGGAGUACUGAGUCUUAAGCUUUCGGACAAUGGCAGCAACUGGUGGCUAAGCUGGGAGGCACUGGUGAAUCCAUGUGAAAUUUAUGGAACAUGUGGAGUUAACGGUGUCUGCAAAGGUUCUGAAUCUCCAAACCCAAAUUGCGAGUGUUUGAAAGGGUUCGUACCGAAAUCAAAUGAGGAAUGGAGCAAUGGAAACUGGACUGGGGGGUGUGUUAGGCACACCGAAUUGUUUUGUGAACAGAGUAACACAAGCAGGUCAUUUGCUUCGGGAGGCAAAGAAGAUGUGUUUUGGAAGAUGGCGGGAUUAAGGCUACCAGAUUUCCAUGAGCUUAUCGAAAAACUGGGGACUGACGAGUGCAAGAUACGAUGCCUAAAUAAUUGUUCUUGUCAGGCUUAUGCGCAAGUUAAUAAUAUAGGGUGUUUGGUCUGGUCCAGUGACCUUAUUGAUAUACAAGAAUUUUCCUCUGGUGGGAACGAUCUUUAUAUUCGCCUAGCACACGGAGCAUUAGAUGAAGGAAAGCCAGUAAAGCUAAUUGUCAGCGUCACUGCUGUUGGUUUUAUCAGUAUCUUGAGUGCCAUAGCAUUUAGCGUGCAGAGACUGCGUUCCAUUAAAACCAGGAACAUGAAAGGAAAAACAAAGUUAAUGCGGUUGUAUCAUACAAGUGAUAAUUCAGGUGACAAUCUUCAAGAAUACAUAAGAAAACAUGAUCCAUCGGAGCUAUUCAUCUACGACUUUGACAGCAUAUUAACUGCUACAAAUAAUUUCAGCACCACGAACAAACUCGGGGAAGGAGGUUUCGGCCCUGUUUACAAGGGUAAGCUAGAAGAAGGGAAGGAAAUAGCAGUAAAAAGACUAUCCAGUAGCUCGGGGCAAGGCAUGGAGGAGUUCAAGAAUGAGAUGCUGUUGAUCUCCAAACUCCAACACAAGAAUCUUGUUAGGAUCAUGGGCUGCUGCAUCAAAGACGAUGAAAAGUUACUGAUUUAUGAAUUCAUGCCGAACAGAAGCUUGGAUACUCUUCUAUUUGAUCCUAAGCGCAGAGAAGAGCUUGAUUGGGCUACACGCUUCAAUAUUAUCCAGGGAGUUGCUAGGGGACUUCUUUAUCUCCACCACGAUUCCCGUUUGAAGGUAAUCCAUAGAGAUUUGAAGGUUAGUAACAUUCUCCUGGAUGAGAAUAUGAACCCAAAAAUUUCAGAUUUUGGAUUGGCACGAAUCGUUGAAGCGACACAGAGUCUAGCAAAUACUCACAAGGUUGUGGGAACACGUGGUUAUAUGUCUCCAGAGUAUGCCAUGGGUGGGAUAUUUUCUGAAAAAUCUGAUGUCUAUAGCUUUGGCGUCUUGCUAUUGGAGAUUAUCGCCAACAAAAAGAAUACUAGCUUCUAUUGCAACGAGGAACAGCACGGAUUCUUAGCUCAUGUUUGGCACUUAUGGAAUGAAGGCAGGGGACUGGACUUGCUAGAUGAAGUAUUGGUGGAUUCAUAUUCGUCCUCAGAAGUAAUGAGAUGCAUGCACAUCGGACUCCUUUGCGUGCAGGACAAGUCUGAAGAUAGGCCAACCAUGCCGGACGUAGUUUUCACACUAAGUAGUGAGACGGAUCUUCCACUACCUAAGCAGCCUAUAUUUUCUUAUUUCCGAAUCUCUGUCUCUAAUCCUCAACCCAAAUAUGACAAUAUUUCAUCUGCAAAUGAAGAUACCAUAACCGUGAUCGAAGGUCGGUAAGCAAUAGAACGUUGUUACAUCACAAUGCAAUGGAUUUUGGUGAUUGCACGUGUAAGUAUAAGUAGGGUUAUUGCACCUGUAAAAGUUCUGCAGCUUGUAGACCGCAAAAUCUGCUAUUUAGUACACGGCGAUGGAUUAUUAUCCUCAAACAAUUUCACAAUUUCAAUGGUAGACUGAGGUGACAGAUAAUCGAAACAUUUUGUUCAAUGAA
Messenger RNA from Pyrus x bretschneideri (Chinese white pear), 5892 nucleotides. RefSeq lists its product as uncharacterized. The record is from RefSeq and is a predicted model, not a curated record. Gene Ontology annotation, molecular function: ATP binding; protein kinase activity. Gene Ontology annotation, biological process: protein phosphorylation; recognition of pollen. NCBI's taxonomy places the organism in Eukaryota, Viridiplantae, Streptophyta, Magnoliopsida, Rosales, Rosaceae.